Molecule: messenger RNA, 2502 nt
Organism: Dama dama (fallow deer)
Lineage: Eukaryota; Metazoa; Chordata; Mammalia; Artiodactyla; Cervidae
Gene: ZBBX
Product: zinc finger B-box domain containing
Exons: 19
Coding region: 1-2502 (833 amino acids)
Biological process (GO): cilium movement
Cellular component (GO): motile cilium
Molecular function (GO): zinc ion binding
Source: RefSeq, a predicted model, not a curated record
AUGAACACCAAAGAUUUUAUGGUUCUUCCAUGGGGAAAACCUGGAAAUUCUGUAAAGCUAAAAUAUAAAAAUGCUCAAGAACUGAGGAUGGAGAAAGUACAGCUAGAGUUGGAGAACCAAGAGAUGGAAAAGAAACUACAAGAGUUCCAAUCAACAAGAAAUAAAGAAAAGGAAGAACGAGGGUCAAGUGGAUAUCAUUGGAAAUCUGGACAAGUGGGCAAAUUGGGUAAUCAAUCAUACAUGAUGUCACAAAAUAAAGGAAAUGUUAUUAAGUUUUCUGCUGGAAAAGUGAAAUUAAAAUUACUGAAGGAACAACUUCAAGGACCAGUGAAACAACCACUAAAUUAUAAAAUGGCAAAUUGUUCUGAAAGUAACAAACCUAAGAUAAAAGGGAAGGUCUGCGGGCAGUGUGAGAAGAAAGCUGCUCUGCUGGUAUGUCUUGAAUGUGGAGAAGAUUAUUGCUCAGGAUGCUUUGCUAAAAUCCACCAGAAGGGGGCACUGAAACUCCACAGAACAACUCUUCUGCAGGCAAAAUCGCAAUUAUUAUCCAAUGUAUUGGAUGCUGCCCAUCAGUUUAUAAAGGAAGUUAAUCCAGAUGAACCCAAAGGGGAGAAUCGUUCUACAAAAGAGAUUAGUAAAAGCCAGCAGGAAACCAAGUCUCGUCUUCUGCAGGGGAGCAGCUCUCAGGUAGAAGAUCCAGCAACAAAAAAAGAAGAAUGUGCAAAUCCGAAAGACAAGCCCUUGUGUGAAGUGCCUUUCAAUGAAGAAGCUUCUGCCCAAUCCUUUCAGAAAGUUUUAAGUCAGUGGAGAAAUGGACAUCAUGAUGACAAUGAGACACAGAACUUACAUGCAGCAAAAUCAGAUUCAUUGGAAGAAAGUGAAGUACAAACUAAUCUGAAAAUUUGGACAGAACCACUUACUAUUGAAUUUAAGGAAGAUAGUCUAUCUUACAUGGAAAAAUUAUGGCUUAAAAAACACAGAAGAACUCCACUGGAGCAACUUCAGCACAUGCUACCGGACACCUUCAUACCUCAGUGUAAAACCACUAGUGAGGCACAAUGUUCUCAGAAUGAAAAUGAUGAAGAUAGUGAUGUUGAGGAUAUCAAGAUGCAAUCCCCAGCUCUUUUUCUGUCAAUAGAAGAAUUAAACAUAGAGAGACCUGAACCAGCUCUAAAAAUAGUUGAACUGGAUGACACUUAUGAAGUGGAAUUUGAAGAACCAGGAAAUGCCGUGCCUUAUAAAGUUGAGUUAGCAGAUGCAGACAGUCAACAAAGUCACACAUUUCGUGAUUAUCAGAAUGCUUUUCUGUAUGAAAAUGACAUCCAUCAACAUCAUGUAUUCACCAAGAGAAAAUCUGACCUCUUCCACCUUCAUCUGAGUAACAACUCUUUUUUUUGUAAAGAUAACUCAAAAGCAGGAACUUCCCAUGCAGAUUUUGAUACCUUUGUGGAUCCUGACGCGUACACUCCUGCUAUUGAAAAAUUAGAGGAAAACAGCUUUUUUGAGAGAAAUUUGAAAGAGGAAGGCAUAGAUAUAGAAAGUAAUAAAAAGCAUGACGAUUCCCACAUAACACUUGAGAGCAAGGAUUCUUUGCCAAGUACCUGCAUUAAGGAGAAAUUAUCUCAAGAGGACAAGAAAUCCUUGGAAUUCAGCAACCUGCAUGAGAGGCCAAACUUUGAAGAUUCUAAAACUGCAGAGUCACCACUGUUGUUACAAGAAGUAGCCCUCAGGAGUAAGCCCAUAACUGAACAAUAUCAAGGACUUGAAAGAUUCUUUGUUUUUGAUAAAAAUGAAAGACUCAACUUACUUCCUUCUCAUAGCUUAGAAUGCAACUCCUCCAAUACCAGGAUUACAAUUGCAGGGGACAGAGAAUGGAUCCCAGGCCACAGUGUAAGUGCAUGUGCUGACAACACGGUUGCCUUGGGUGUUCUGAAGUUUUCCCAGGAACGAUCAGCAAGGAGAACACAGCUAAAGACUGGCCAGAUAUCACAGAGACCUUCAACAGCAAAUUUACCACUUUCCAACUCUGUGAAAAGAAGUUCCAGUUGCUUUUCUUCUUCUCAUCCCCGGUCAAGAAGUGCAGUUGCUCAAUCACUCUCUAAAGCUGCUUCUGAAAUUUCAGAAAUUGAAUAUAUUGAUGAUACUGACCAUGAUGAGCCUUUCUUAGAUGACACUGAUGAUCAGCAGACCUUAGACAGUUUGGAAAAAGAAUUAAAUGAGCUGAGAAAUCUUGCAGAUCCUUCAGAAAAACUUUACAGCCUAACCUCAGAAGAGUUACCAGCCUUCAACAACCAUUUGCUGAAUACAAGUCAGACCACCCUAGAUUUCCUUAAGGCCUCAGGUGUGAGGGGUCUCUGUGGAUUGGAGGAACAGAGCUCUUCUGAAAAGGAUACUGGAAUCCAGUCUUUGCUGACAGUUUCUGAAAGCAGUACGGACGAAGAGGAAGAAGAUUUCCUUGACAAGCAACAUGUCAUUACACUCCCGUGGUCAAAGAGUACCUAG